GCAGUACACAUGGAUGGUGACCAGAUUAUUGUGGAAGUACAAGAAACUGUUUUUUUAUCUAAUUCAGAUGGAACUGUGCAAAAUUUUGUUCCUGAGGAUCCAGACUCAGUUAUAAUUCAAGAUGUUAUUGAAAAUGUUCUUAUUGAAGAUGUUGACUGCUCACAUACUUUAGAGGAAACAGAUAUAUCUGACAAUGUCAUUAUUCCUGAGCAAGUGCUCGAUUUAGACACAGCUGAAGAAGUGUCUUUAGCCCAGUUUCCAAUUCCAGACAUUUUAGCUUCCAGUAUCACAUCAACCUCAUUUAUGCCUGAACCUGUCUUGAUGAGUGAAGCUAUACAUGUGUCUGAUGUAGGACAUGUUGAACAAGUGAUUCAUGAUAGCCUAAUAGAAACAGAAGUCAUCACUGAUCCUCUGACAGCUGACAUUUCAGACAUACUGGUAGCAGAUUGUGCUUCUGAAGCUGUCUUAGAUUCCAGUGGGAUGCCUCUGGAGCAGAAAGAUGAUGCCAAAAUCAACGGUGAAGAUUAUCUAAUGAUUUCUUUGGGUGAUGCUGGCAAAACCGACGAAGGUUCCUCUGAAGUUACCAUGAAUGCAAAGUCAGAAACUGAUCCUUGUAAAUUGGAUGGAACAUCUCCUGAAGGUAUCAAGGUAUACAUUUUUAAAGCUGACUCUGAAGAGGACAAUGUAGGAGAAACUAUAGAUGUUGUAGAGAGUGAGAUUGACAAUGGUAAUGAAGCUGAAGUCACUGAUCAGUGCAGCAGUAUUCAUGUUCCCAGAGACAGCACAUGUAUGCCAGCCAGUGAUUCUCAGAAGGAAGAAGAAGAUAUUAAUGUGGCUAAAAUAACAAAUGAGUUUUAUGUAAAAGCAGGAGAUGAAAAUGCUGGUGGCCCACCUGCAGGUACUCCUGAGCAUGAACAACAGAUGGAUGACAGUGAAAUAAAAGCAGCUUUCCUGCCAAUUGCGUGGACAGCAGCUUGUGGUAAAAACAAUGACAGAGACCAAAAUCAUAAUGUUACUGCAAGUGCUGUCUUGCAACAGGAUGAAUCUGGUGGCCUUGACAGAGUACCUAAACAUAAAACAAAAAAGAAAAAAAGACCUAAAUCCAAACAGUACCAAGCAGCAAUAAUUGUUGCUCCUGAUGAACAAACUUUAAUAGUCUAUCCUUGCAUGUUUUGUGGGAAACAAUUUAAAACCAAAAGUUUCUUGAAAAGACACAUAAAAAACCACCCUGAAUACCUUGCUAAGAAAAAAUACCACUGUACUGACUGUGAUUACAGUACCAACAAGAAGAUGAGCUUACAUAAUCACAUGGAGAGCCACAGGCUAACCAUUAAGACAGAAAAGACCGCAGAAUGCAAUGACUGUGGGAAGCAUCUUUCUCAUGCUGGGACUUUGUGUACUCACAAAACAAUGCAUAAAGAAAAAGGAGCCAACAAAACAUAUAAGUGUAAGUUCUGUGACUACGAAACAGCUGAGCAGACACUAUUGAAUCACCACCUUUUGGUGGUCCACAGAAAGAAAUUUCCUCACAUUUGUGUAGAAUGUGGCAAAGGUUUCCGUCACCCAUCAGAACUCAAAAAGCACAUACGAGUUCACACUGGAGAGAAGCCCUAUGAAUGUCAGUAUUGUGAGUACAAGUCUGCUGACUCUUCUAACUUGAAAACACAUAUAAAAACUAAGCAUAAUAGAGAGAUACCUCUGAAGUGUGGCAUCUGUCUCCUGACUUUCUCAGACACCAGAGAGGCUCAGGAACAUGCUGUUACACACCAAAAAAACAGAACACAUCAGUGUUCACAUUGCAGCCAUAAAAGUUCAAACUCAAGUGAUUUAAAGCGACACAUAAUUUCAGUUCAUACAAAGGACUAUCCUCAUAAGUGUGACAUGUGCAGCAAAGGGUUUCAUAGGCCUUCAGAACUCAAGAAGCAUGUGGCUACCCACAAAAGUAAAAAAAUGCACCAAUGUAGACACUGUGAGUUUAAGAGUCCAGAUCCAUUUCUGCUGAGUCACCAUAUUCUCUCAGUUCACACAAAGAAUGUUCCAUUUAAGUGUAAGAGAUGUAAAAAGGGAUUUCAACAACAGUGUGAGCUUCAAAAGCAUAUGAAGACCCACAGUGGCCGGAAGGUGUAUCAGUGUGAGUACUGUGAAUAUAGCACCACAGAUGCCUCAGGCUUUAAGCGGCACGUUAUCUCCAUUCAUACAAAAGACUAUCCUCACCGCUGUGAGUACUGCAAGAAAGGAUUCCGGAGACCUUCAGAAAAGAAUCAACACAUAAUGCGGCAUCAUAAAGAAGUUGGCCUGCCCUAA
Arvicanthis niloticus (Nile rat) is the source of this 2304-nucleotide messenger RNA. Lineage: Eukaryota; Metazoa; Chordata; Mammalia; Rodentia; Muridae. The record is from RefSeq and is a predicted model, not a curated record.